Pelecanus crispus (Dalmatian pelican) is the source of this 2636-nucleotide messenger RNA. NCBI's taxonomy places the organism in Eukaryota, Metazoa, Chordata, Aves, Pelecaniformes, Pelecanidae. The record is from RefSeq and is a predicted model, not a curated record.
GCACGUAUCUUAUUGUAAUAACAAAAAAGAAAAAAGUAGGUGAGAUUUUCAGUCAUGCAAUCUGGAAAGCAACAGACUUUGACAUCCUCUCCUACAAAAAGACCAUGCUGCACUUAACUGAUAUUCAGUUGCAGGACAAUAAAGUAUUUUUAUCAAUGCUUAGUCAUGUCUUGAGCGUGGAUGGAUUUUACUUCUCAACAACAUAUGACCUAACACACACUCUGCAACGGCUAGCCAACACGAGCCCAGAGUUCCAGGAAAUGAGCCUCCUAGAGAGGGCAGAUCCACGGUUUGUAUGGAAUGGACAUCUUCUUAGAGAAUUUGCUGCUCAACCAGAGAUCCAUAGGUUUGCUAUGCCUGUGAUGCACGGAUUUAUCACUAUGCACUCUUGCUCUAUUAAUGGCAAGUGUUUUGACUGGCUCCUUGUUUCCAGAAGAAGCUGUUUCAGGGCUGGUGUACGCUACUAUGUAAGAGGUAUUGAUUCAGAAGGACAUGCUGCUAACUUUGUUGAAACGGAACAAAUUGUGCAUUACAAGGGGAGCAAAGCAUCGUUCGUUCAGACCCGUGGAUCAAUUCCUUUUUUCUGGUCUCAAAGACCAAACCUCAAGUAUAAACCAAAGCCACAGAUCAGCAAGUCAGUAAAUCAUAUGGAUGGCUUCCAAAGACAUUUUGACUCACAAAUUAUUAGCUAUGGAAAGCAAAUGGUUGUCAACUUGGUUAACCAAAAAGGUUCAGAGAAGCCUCUUGAGCAAACAUUUGCGAAAAUGGUAAACAGCAUGGGAAAUGGAAUGGUCAGAUACAUAGCAUUCGACUUCCAUAAAGAGUGCAGUCGGAUGAGGUGGGAUCGACUUCAGAUUUUGAUGGAUCAACUAGCAGAACAGCAAGAUGAGUUUAGUUAUUUUCUAGUCGAUUCCGAUGGUAAAAUUGUGACUCAGAAAGGAAUAUUCCGCAGUAACUGCAUGGACUGCCUUGAUCGGACUAAUGUGAUUCAGAGCUUGUUAGCACGCCGAUCUCUUCAAGCCCAGCUUCAGAGGCUAGGUGUUCUGCAUGUUGGACAGAGAAUUGAAGAGCAAGCAGACUUUGAGAAAAUCUACAAAAAUGCGUGGGCUGAUAAUGCUAAUGCUUGUGCCAAACAAUAUGCUGGAACUGGUGCCUUAAAGACAGAUUACACAAGAACUGGGAAGAGAACUCAGUGGGGCUUAAUAAUGGAUGGAUGGAACUCAUUAAUACGUUACUACAAAAAUAACUUUUCUGAUGGAUUUAGACAAGAUGCGAUUGAUCUUUUUCUUGGAAAUUAUUCAGUGGAUGAAGUAGAACCUGCUAGUCCUCUACAUGUCAAGAAAGAUUGGAAAUUCUUAGCUUUGCCUAUUAUUAUGGUGGUUGCUUUCUCCAUGUGUAUUAUUUGUUUGCUAAUGGCUGGUGAUACAUGGACUGAGACACUGGCCUAUGUGCUUUUCUGGGGAAGUGCGAGCUUUGGAACUUUUGCUAUCAUCCUUUACAACGGCAAGGAUUUUGUAGAUGCACCCAAGCUGGUCCAGAAAGAGAAGAUGGACUGAAUUUGUGUGUGUGGAAAGCGGCUUGGUACUGAGGAUUCCUCAAGCCACACCUGGAGUCUCUACUGACCUGCUUUCCACACCAAAUAGUGGUCUUAAGAUUCUUCCUUGGCAGUGUGGGGGUGGGGGGGAAAGAAAAUUGUGUCCUUUGGUGGUAGCUUUCAACUGAGACCUGACUCUACAGUCUUAGUUGCAAUGGUCUUUGGAAUACUGCAUUAGUGGAGGGGGCUCUGCUCUUACUGAGGCAGUGCAAAGAUGAAAGCCAGCUUUUCCGUGUCUGGAAUGUUUUAGGGCUUAAGUGGACUGCUUAAGCUUAUAGUCCACCUGGGCUGUUUCAGCUGAAUUUUUGGUCCCUGGCUUGACAGGAGAGAGCUCUGAUGCUGUUCAGGUGUCAAAAAACCCAGAUGUUGAAGCAUUAAUAAUGGAGCUUCUAAUUGUGGUCUCUGAACAAAUAUGGCUGCAUACCAAUAAAAAAAAAAUCUAGUUCCAAGACUUACAGCUGGAUUACAUUUGUUGUGAUAAAGUCCACGUUAAGGAGUCCUUUGUGCAUAUUUGUGUGUGGAUUCUUUUCACUAAAUAUAAAAAAAUUUUGAAUCCUAAUGGUCUUCUAAAAUGAGCUUUUUGUCCUGUCUUGUUUAUCUAGGACUGAUGCAAUAUUCUACUAAUCAUUGUUUGGGUGAAAGGACAGUGUAAGUGGAUGUUCCUGAAGUUGCAGAUGUCUUGCACUGUUUCAAUACUACAGUCUCCAGAUGAUGAUUUGUUAGUUAGCAAGUUAAAAUACAGAAUUUUCUUUCUAAAGCUGUAAAUGAAAUCAAAGAAUGUAAAAAUCCUUUGCAGUGUUUAUUGAACCUUCCUUAUGCUAAAGGUCCAAAGUAUUCCAUUACUUUUAAGAAUGGGUCACAAUGUAAAAGGUGAACUUCACAUUGUUUUGCUAGUCAGCUGCUUCUGUUCUUGGUUAUGUUUAAAUUAUUUAUGAAAGAAGGAAUAACAACCUGAGGAGAAAGCGUUCAGUCUAAUCUUCAUGUUUGCACUUGGGAGCAGCAGCUUGCUUUUCAUGCAUGAUACUGUAACACACUCUUUAAA